AUGUUUUUUGCUAUUACUUCUCUUGGAAUCUCCAAGAUUUUACCAUACAAAAGAUUGCCUGAUCAUAGAUUCUUCCCAAUAGAUGGACCAUUCCGAAAACGGAACUGCCAGAUGCUACCAAGAAUCAAGGAAGAUGAAAAUGGCUGGUGGAAGAAGAUCAGAAGGCACCUUGGUGCAGGCGCCAUCAUGUAUGGCAUCCCAUUCCAAGAAGCCGAAGAAAAUGGCCCAUUCAGACCAAUGCCAAUCCAUCCACCACCAUAUUUCCAGGAAGAUGAAAAUGGCUGGUGGAAGAAGAUCAGAAGGCACCUUGGUGCAGGCGCCAUCAUGUAUGGCAUCCCAUUCCAAGAAGCCGAAGAAAAUGGCCCAUUCAGACCAAUGCCAAUCCAUCCACCACCAUAUUUCCAGGAAGAUGAAAAUGGCUGGUGGAAGAAGAUCAGAAGACACCUUGGUGCAGGUGGCAUCAUGUAUGGCAUCCCAUUCCAAGUAGCCGAAGAAAGCAACAUGGGCCCCCCUCUUGAGUGUUGGCAUACACUUUACAGAAGAAGGAAAGAGUGA
Trichomonas vaginalis G3 is the source of this 555-nucleotide messenger RNA. RefSeq lists its product as uncharacterized. The transcript has a single exon. Lineage: Eukaryota; Parabasalia; Trichomonadida; Trichomonadidae. The coding region runs from base 1 to 555 and encodes 184 amino acids. The record is from RefSeq and is a predicted model, not a curated record.